AUGCAAGAUUUGAUAAACCAACGUCAAUCGAUUCAAUCUUAUCUUGGCAAGCAAAGUGAAAAGGCAAGAAGUGAUUAUCGCAUGCGUUUAAAUGCCUCAAUUGAUGUAGCAAGAUUUCUCUUGACAUCGGGAUUUCCAUUUUGUGGACAUGAUGAAAGUGAAGGUUCUGAAUAUAAAGGUGCUUUUCUUGAACUUUUGAAAUGGUAUGGGGAUAGAAAUUUUGAUAUGGGAAGAAUAAUAUUAGGUAAUACUCCACAAAAUAAUAUGAUGAUUUGUCCGACAAUUCACAAAGAUAUUGUGGAGGCUUGUGCUAAAGAAACAACUAAGACUAUCAUUGAAGACUUGGACAGUGAUUAUUUUGGAAUAUUAGUUGAUGAAUCAAAGGAUGUCUCUCAUAAGGAGCAAAUGGCUCUAAUUUUGAGAUAUGUCAAAAAAAGUGGAAUGGUGAUAGAGCGAUUCUUGGAGAUUCACUUCGACAACAUCAAGAAGAUAAGUUCGAAGAGUUGCUUAAAUUUGGAGAAGUACAUACAGGGAAAGGAUAUGAAACGUGAUUGUCUAUAUCAUCGUGAUAGAUUUGCAGUGGAAAAUCUUUUGAAUAAGAUUUGUGAACUUGAAUUUGUCUUUAUGUUGCACUUGAUGUUUAAGGUGUUGCUAUUGACAAAUGAGUUGAAUAAAGUUUUACAAAAGAAAUAUCAAGAUAUCGUUAAAUCUAUGGGAUUGCUUGACCUUUCAAAGAAAAGAUUACAAAUGAUGAGAGAGGAUGAAUGGGACUCUAUGAAGGAUGAGGUUAGCUUAUUUUGUGGUAAACGUGGUAUUUUAAUUCCCAAAAUGGAUGAAGACUACUCUAAUGAAAAAUUGAAGCGUAAGAGGUCCAAUAUUUUAUAUUUGCAUCACUUUCGUGUGGAAGUAUUUUAUGCCAUCAAUGAUUUGACACUUCAAGAGCUCAAUAAUCAUUUUGGUGUGGUGACUAGUGACUUACUCCUCGGUAUGGCUAGUUUGAGUCCAGUUGAUUCAUUUGCUAAUUUUCACAAGGAUAGGAUAAUGAAACUAGCCGAGUACUAUCCAAGUGAGUUUGGUGAUAAAGAGCUUUGGGAAUUCAAUUUUCAACUCGACGAUUUUAUUGUCUAUGCUCAAAAGUGUGAUAGCAUGUUUCUCAACUUGAAGGGAAUCAAAGAUCUUGCAAGAAUGAUUAUAGAGACAAAACGAGAUCAAACUUGGUCACUUGUGUAUCUACUUGUGAAGCUAACUUUGAUUAGUCAUGUUGCUACCGCAAGCGUGAAAAGAGCAUUCUCGUCAAUGAAGUACAUAAAGAAUGAUUUACGUAUGGAUGAAGAUCUUUAG
Solanum verrucosum is the source of this 1341-nucleotide messenger RNA. RefSeq lists its product as uncharacterized. NCBI's taxonomy places the organism in Eukaryota, Viridiplantae, Streptophyta, Magnoliopsida, Solanales, Solanaceae. The transcript is spliced from 3 exons. The coding region runs from base 1 to 1341 and encodes 446 amino acids. The record is from RefSeq and is a predicted model, not a curated record.